Molecule: messenger RNA, 4138 nt
Organism: Lagopus leucura (white-tailed ptarmigan)
Lineage: Eukaryota; Metazoa; Chordata; Aves; Galliformes; Phasianidae
Gene: DLG3
Product: discs large MAGUK scaffold protein 3
Exons: 26
Coding region: 258-3146 (962 amino acids)
Biological process (GO): chemical synaptic transmission
Cellular component (GO): neuron projection; postsynaptic density membrane; neuromuscular junction
Molecular function (GO): kinase binding
Source: RefSeq, a predicted model, not a curated record
CUCGGCCGCUCGUGGGUUGGCACCGAGCGGAGCGGCCGCCGGCCACGGCGGAGCGAUGAUCCGCAGGGAAGGCUCUGCUGAUGAGGUCAGGGAUGAGCGAUGAAGAUGACUCACAGGAUGCUGGGCAUUGGCUGGAGCCGUUGUCUGAUGCUGCAGAGAAAAAAGUCCUCGGUACCAAUAUGGGGCUGGAAUGCCUGUAAAGCUCAGUGAAGAGAUGAGUCAGUGUGGCCUGGUGACACAGGCAGGACCCCAGCAGAAUGAGUCGGGACAGCAGGUGGCACGCGCCCUGGCAGACACAGACCCCCUUGUUUGGUGACCUGAAUUCCCCGCCGAGAGCCCCGAGACAAGCAGGACCAUCCUUUCUGCAUGAGUUCCUGGGUCAAAAGAUGAGCCUCCAACAGCAGCGGGACGCCUCCCCCGCCGCCUCACACAGACUCCCUUUGUCUGUGGACUGCUGGGGUGACAAAGGGAAAUAUUCAGCAGUAGGGCUGGGACGGGCUCAAGACACCGAACGGGCAGUGGAAAUCCUGACGAGAUACCAAAGCACCCUGCGCUCCCCAGAGGAACAGGAGCUGAAAGCCUCCAUUGGAAAGAUCUCACACAUCUUCCAAAGUGAACUAUUCCAGGCUCUGCUGGAUAUCCACGAAUUCUACGACUUCACACUGCGCUCAGCACCCCUGCAGCCUCCCAGCCCAGCAGUGCAUCGUGGCACAGCCCAGCACCUCAGUCCCAGAGAGCCCCACAGCCCCCCCGAGCCACGAGCCCAGGAUGGUGAGCAAAGGCUGCUGGCGGUGACACCGGGGACUCCCCCAAGGCUGGUGAGGGUGACAGCACGCCGGACGGAGGCACCGACCAGCGUCUGCAGCCUGGUGCUGGGCUCCCGCAGUGCCCUGCCACAGGCCAACCCUGCUCCCAUUAUCGUGAACACAGACUCGCUGGAACAAGGGCUCUCUGUGAACGGCAGUGAUGGGAUGUUCAAAUACGAGGAGAUCGUCCUGGAAAGGGGUAACUCCGGCCUCGGCUUCAGCAUAGCAGGAGGGAUCGACAACCCCCACAUUCCAGAUGAUCCCGGCAUCUUCAUCACCAAAAUCAUCCCCGGGGGAGCGGCGGCCAUGGAUGGACGUUUGGGGGUAAAUGACUGUGUGCUGCGGGUCAACGACGUGGACGUCUCCGAGGUGGUGCACAGCAAAGCAGUGGAGGCCCUGAAGGAAGCAGGCCCCGUGGUGCGGCUCGUUGUGCGGCGCCGGCAGCCCCCACCGGAGACCAUCAUGGAGGUCAACCUGAUGAAGGGACCCAAAGGACUGGGCUUCAGCAUCGCGGGGGGCAUUGGGAACCAACACAUCCCUGGGGACAACAGCAUCUACAUCACCAAGAUCAUCGAGGGAGGCGCUGCCCAGAAGGACGGACGCCUGCAGAUCGGGGACCGGCUGCUGGCGGUGAAUAACACCAACCUGCAGGACGUGCGGCACGAGGAGGCGGUGGCUGCGCUGAAGAACACUUCUGAUAUGGUGUACCUGAAAGUGGCCAAGCCUGGCAGCCUGCACCUCAACGACAUGUACGCGCCCCCCGACUACGCCAGCACCUUCUCAGCCUUGGCUGACAACCACAUAAGCCAUAACUCCAGUCUGGGCUAUUUGGGUGGUGUGGAGAGCAAGCCUGCAUACCCUGCCCCCCCACAAGUGACCCCCUCCAGGUAUUCGCCCAUCCCUCGGCACAUGAUCGGGGAUGAAGACUUCACCAGAGAACCCCGGAAAAUCAUCCUGCACAAAGGCUCCACCGGCCUGGGCUUCAACAUCGUCGGGGGAGAGGACGGAGAGGGCAUCUUCGUGUCCUUCAUCCUAGCCGGAGGCCCCGCCGACCUCAGCGGGGAGCUGCGGAGGGGAGAUCGCAUCCUGUCGGUGAACGGUGUGAACCUCCGUAACGCCACCCACGAGCAGGCGGCGGCGGCGCUGAAGCGGGCGGGGCAGACGGUGACCAUCAUCGCGCAGUACCGGCCCGAAGAGUACAGCCGCUUCGAGUCCAAGAUCCACGACUUGAGAGAGCAGAUGAUGAACAGCAGCAUGAGCUCUGGCUCUGGCUCACUUCGGACAAGCGAGAAGAGGUCCCUCUAUGUCCGAGCUCUGUUUGACUAUGACCGGACCCGGGACAGCUGCUUACCCAGCCAGGGGCUCAGCUUCUCCUAUGGGGACAUCCUGCACGUCAUCAAUGCCUCUGAUGAUGAGUGGUGGCAAGCCAGGCUUGUGACACCUCAUGGUGAGAGCGAGCAGAUAGGAGUCAUCCCCAGCAAGAAGAGGGUGGAGAAGAAGGAGAGAGCGCGGUUGAAAACGGUGAAAUUCCACGCCAGGACCGGCAUGAUAGAGUCCAACCGGUCGAUCAAAACGAAACGUAAAAAGAGUUUCCGCCUCUCUCGAAAGUUUCCAUUUUACAAGAGCAAAGAGAACCUGGCCCAGGAGAGCAGCGGACAGGAACAGGGCGUGACAUCAAACACCAGUGACAGCGAGAGCAGUUCCAAAGGACAAGAGGACACUAUCCUGUCAUACGAGCCGGUGACACGGCAAGAAAUUCACUACGCCAGGCCAGUAAUCAUCCUGGGGCCCACAAAGGACCGAAUUAACGACGACCUCAUCUCUGAAUUUCCACACAAGUUUGGUUCCUGCGUGCCACACACCACCAGGCCUCGGCGUGACAAUGAGGUGGAUGGACAGGAUUACCACUUCGUCGUCUCCCGAGAACAGAUGGAGAAGGAUAUUCAGGACAACAAGUUCAUAGAGGCCGGGCAGUUCAACGACAAUCUCUAUGGGACCAGCAUUCAGUCGGUGCGGGCGGUCGCAGAGAGGGGAAAACACUGCAUCCUGGAUGUAUCUGGCAAUGCUAUCAAGAGGUUGCAACAAGCACAACUUUACCCCAUUGCCAUUUUCAUCAAACCCAAAUCCAUCGAAGCGCUCAUGGAGAUGAACCGGAGGCAGACAUACGAACAGGCCAACAAGGUCUUUGACAAAGCCAUGAAACUCGAGCAAGAAUUCGGAGAGUAUUUUACAGCCAUCGUACAAGGAGACUCUCUGGAAGAGAUUUACAGCAAAAUCAAACAGAUCAUCGAGGACCAAUCCGGGCACUACAUCUGGGUCCCGUCCCCAGAGAAGCUCUGAAGCUGUCCCCUACCUGCUGGGACCAUCUCUGACGUCCCACCCCACCUGUGCCCUCUGCCCUAAGGGGGGGGGGGAUGUGCAAAUGAUUCCUGCCCCCUUUUUUUAGAUCGUCGCAAAAUUGAGUUUUCUAGUCCUGUUUCUUUUGUUGGGAUGAACUGAUCUCAUUCAUCACGUGACUGUUCCCACCAUCCCUGCAUGGACCUUCCCACUGCUCCAUUAGAGACAGAUGAGAACCCAUUCAAGAGUCGUUUUUUAUUAUUAUUAUUAUUAUUAUUAUUAUUAUUAUUAACUAAACCAAGAAUCCAGAAGGGAGGAGGCGGCUGAGGACUGACAUAAGAAACAAGUGGAACAAUGGACUCUGAGAACACAGCAGUGUCAGAGCUCCAGGGCAUUUCUUCCAGGUGUGACUGCCUAGCAGCUCUGAGCAGUGCGACAGAACGGCAGCAAGAAGGCAUUUUAUUUAUCUGUAUAUGUAAUUUAUAUAUAAUAUAGAGAAAGAUAUUAUAUAUAUAUUAUAUAUAUAUAUCCGUGUGGACUAGGAAACCUGAGGGACCUCUUCAAAGGUACUGUGUGAGUGCAAGGAUCUUUCAGUUUCUUUGUCCCACCCACUGAGCAGAAACGAUCCUGGCGGCACCACGAGCAUCUCCUGCUGCCCUGCCAGCAGCCCCAGGUUGGGGAGCAGCACAGAGCCCCCCAGAAGGGCCCGGAGCUCUGGGCUGACCCAGGAGCCACAGACUGAACAGGAGGCUGCGGAGGGAGAGAAUGGAUGAUGCUACAUAUUAAAUUGCACAUUGUUUUACACGCCACCGUAUGUGUUUGCAUGAAAGGUUUCCUUUUAGUUCUAUUUUUUUAAGCUGAUGUUAAACCAAAACCAUAUUGUGUUGCUGUGUUGGCUUUUUGGUUUUUUUUUUUUUUUCAUUAUUCCAUUUAUUUUUUUUUUUUCUCUUGUUAAUAAUGAACUGAACGGGUAUAAAAUCCAGUUUUUUAACUUA